This is a messenger RNA of Camelus dromedarius (Arabian camel), 14625 nucleotides long. It is a transcript of the gene ZNF704, whose product is annotated as zinc finger protein 704. Gene Ontology annotation, cellular component: nucleus. Gene Ontology annotation, molecular function: DNA-binding transcription factor activity; RNA polymerase II cis-regulatory region sequence-specific DNA binding. The transcript is spliced from 9 exons. The coding region runs from base 119 to 1885 and encodes 588 amino acids. Lineage: Eukaryota; Metazoa; Chordata; Mammalia; Artiodactyla; Camelidae. Gene Ontology annotation, biological process: regulation of transcription by RNA polymerase II. The record is from RefSeq and is a predicted model, not a curated record.
CCGCGCCCCGGGCGCCUGCGACCACAGCGGCCGCCCGGGGAGGAAGAGGAGGAAGAGGAGGAGGGGGAGGUGACAAACUCUCCGGCUCGGCGCGGCGGCCGGCAGCCCGCGGUCAGGCAUGCAGGCGCGGCGUCUAGCCAAGCGCUCCAGCCUGGGCAGCCGCCGGGGGAGCGCCGCGCUGCAGCCGCCCGGCCCCGCGCCCGCGCCGGCCCGGGAAGGCGCGCUGCCCGGGCUCCCGCCCCCCGCCCCGGGCCCGGGCCCUGGCCCGGGCCCGGCCCCAGAGAGCUGGAGGCCACCGCUGCCGCCGCCGCGCAGCGCCGGGACCGGCCCCCCUCGGGCCGCCGGGGCCGCCGCCGCCGCCUCGUCUCCGGUGCUGCUGCUUCUCGGGGAGGAAGACGAGGAAGAGGAGGGCGGGAGCAGGCGGCGGAGGGGGCUCGGGCGAGUGCAGGCGAAGCCCCGAGGGGGCGCGGAGGAGGAGGAUGACGACGAGGAAGACGAGGACGAGGAGGUGGUCGUCGAGGUGGUGGACGGCGACGACGACGACGAGGACGGCGAGGAGCGCUUCGUGGCCCUGGGCCCCGGCCGCGCGCUCCCCAAGGGCCCGGCCCGGGGCGCGUUGAAGGUGGGGAGUGUUAAGCGGGAAAUGACCUUCACAUUUCAACCAGAGGACUUAAAACGUGACUCUAGUAAAAAGAUGUCUCAUCAGCACCUGUUCCCCUUGGCCAUGGAGGAAGAUGUGAAAACAGCAGACACCAAAAAAGCCAACCGAGUGCUUGACCAUGAGAAAGAAAACACUCGCUCCAUCUGUCUCCUUGAGCAAAAACGUAAAGUUGUUUCUUCCAACAUCGAUGUUCCUCCAGCAAGGAAGUCUUCAGAGGAACUGGACAUGGACAAGGUGACCGCGGCAAUGGUACUCACCAGCCUGUCCACCAGCCCUUUGGUUCGAAGCCCUCCUGUGCGGCAGAACGAGGGCCUGAGCGGAUCCUGGAAGGAGGCGGGCGGCGUGCCCUCCAGCAGCAGCAGCAGCGGCUACUGGAGCUGGAGCGCCCCCAGCGACCAGUCCAACCCGUCCACGCCGUCGCCGCCGCUGUCCGCCGACAGCUUCAAGCCCUUCCGCAGCCCCGCGCCCCCGGACGACGGCAUCGACGAGGCGGAGGCCAGCAACCUCCUCUUUGAUGAGCCCAUUCCCAGGAAACGAAAGAACUCCAUGAAGGUGAUGUUCAAAUGCCUCUGGAAGAACUGCGGGAAGGUGCUGAGCACUGCAGCAGGUAUCCAGAAACACAUCCGGACCAUUCACCUUGGGCGUGCUGGGGACUCUGACUACAGCGAUGGAGAGGAAGACUUUUACUACACUGAGAUCAAGCUCAACACGGACUCGGUGGCAGACGGACUAAGCAGCCUGGCCCCGGUUUCGCCCUCCCAGUCCCUGGCUUCGCCUCCCACUUUCCCCAUCCCAGAUUCAAGCCGAACAGAAGCUCCUUGUGCCAAAACUGAGACAAAAUUGAUGACACCGUUGAGCCGCUCCGCUCCCACCACGCUCUACCUCGUGCACACCGACCACGCUUACCAGGCCACACCCCCUGUGACCAUUCCGGGGUCCGCCAAGUUCACCCCCAACAGCAGCAGCUUUAGCAUUUCUUGGCAAUCUCCUCCAGUUACCUUCACAGGCAUUCCAGUGUCCCCAACCCACAGUCAUCCAGUGGGCACUGGAGAGCAGAGACAGCACACUCACACCGUCUUGUCCUCCCCACCCAGAGGGACGGUCAGCCUAAGGAAGCCCCGGGGAGAGGGCAAGAAGUGCCGGAAGGUGUACGGCAUGGAGAACCGGGACAUGUGGUGCACGGCCUGCCGCUGGAAGAAGGCCUGCCAGAGGUUCACUGACUGACGACGCCGCCCUGGCCGGCGCCCGCCGGAGAUGCUCCUGCCUUCGCCUUCCACGCAGGGCCUCAGAAAGCGCUUUUCCUUCCGAACAGAACACGCCUGAAGCCCAGGAAAAGCACUUCUGGGAACCUUGGUGGAAUUACAGCAAAAAAAGAAAAAGAAAAAAAGGAAAACCCACGAAAGGUCACUACCCUCCCUGUUCUUGCUGCGAACCCAGCCUACAGCAGCUGUAACUAUUUUUUUCCCGUGAAAAGCCACCUUUUGGGGGGCUGUAUGUCUAGGUCUGAAAACUGUGGACUUGUGUAGCAAUUGAACCAACCAAGCCCGUUUGACCUAGAAAGGUCUAUUUUGAUAAGCUUUCUGAAUAAUGCCGUUUCUGAGAUUUUUUUUUUUUUUUGACACUUAAGAAAGGAGGCUACACAUUAUUCAGUAGCGUUUGUACAAAAAACAAUCCCUGCAUUCGUUGUGAAUAGUCUUUUCCCUGUUCUCCACUGGACUUCUGGGAGCAGUACACAUCGUGAUCUUUUCUAUGUCUUUUUGGUUUGUUUGUUUGUUUUGUUUUGAAGAAUGGCCCCAGAUGGAACCAUGGUAGAGCUGUUAGCUUGAAGGGCCCCGGAUGGCAGAAGCUCGAAAAAAGAUUGACAUUUGACUGACAUCACCAGCAGACUUCAGCCCCAGCUGAGUUCAAGACGUGCCGCUGUCACUGAGGGGAAACAUCUGAGAGUCUUCCUCGGAAGCCCUUCCUCGAGAGGCAGCCCGGCUCAUCCACUCCCUGUCACAACGCAGCCAGGACCUGGCCCACGUUGCCAUCUGGGAAAGCCUCGAAGCUUCCUCAUGCGAUGCGAUGCCAGCCACAACUCAGAUCUGCUCAUCGCCGCUCGUCUGACAGCUGUUGCCAGGUCAAUGGCUCAUCAGGCCCUCCCUCAAAACGCCACCGCAACUGGUUUCAGAAAAGGUAGAGAACUCCAGACUCUCCUGGCAGGUUGGCUUCAGGCAGCAGAGCACAGCCUGCCUACACGUCCCUGUCUGUUCAGAAAGUCACGUGGGGUCAGCAUCCAUUCUGAGUGCACUUUUAUAUAGGUUUUAUGCUUUAGCGUGUCUGGGAGAUGGGUUAAUGGACAAUAUAAAGACUAUAUGGGAAAAGGGAAGGUCCAAACCUUUAUUUUUCUUAUCAGAAUAUUGGAGCUAGUCAUUAAGAAUUUGCUCGGAAGGGAACAUACAGAACACCAAAAGGAAAAUGCGUGUUGGUAUAGGAAUUUCUCAGUUUAGUAGGACCAGGGCUUGCACUGUGUUCCAUUUAAUUGGACUUUCGAGCCUGGUGUGUUUAUUGUUUGUCUUGGUGGCAGUGGUGCGGGGACAGCGGAGUAGUUGUCAAGCCCUAUAAAUAAGCUCAUUCUCUGUCUACCCUACUCUUGAUUGCCCUGCUAAAGUUACUCCUCCUGUACCUAUGCAAAGAAGUAAGAGCACCUUAGAGGAUGCACUGUGUUGGGAUGGGGGCCUAGAAUCAGCCAUAGGGAUGUUAAAUGAAAUUGCACAGAGCAAAGUUUAAUAUAUUUAGAGAUUGUACAUACACUUUUUUUAAAGAGUAGAAAGAAGUCAUCUAGUCGUAACAGAUACCCUGUUUUUAAAUAAGGGGAAUAGAAGGAGGCUCUUUGGUGUAACAUCUAGAAUUUGUGCAUUCAUAUAUUUUGGCAAUUUUAUUUUUUAAACUCUCAUAUGAUGUUUUAAACAUUCUUCCUUGUAAGAGAUACUGUUUUCUCCUUCAUUAAUUAAAAAAAAAAAAAAGAGCAGAGAAAGUGCUGUAGUGCACCUUGAUCACCAGCCACCUAGCACCAGCUAUAAUGGAUGUCUCAGUACUGACAAGGCGAGCCAGGAAAGGGUUUUUUCAGACAUAGUUGCAUCCUCUACCCCAGCCAGGCAUCCUGUCAUUUCACCCACAGGCACCUCUGCUGUGAGGUCCAGGAGGCCCUGAGCUGGGGCUGGAUUGCCCAGCGGCUGCAGUGAAGCCAGUGCUGGUCAACCAUUUGAGCAGGUGCACCAUGUGCUUCAGUGAUGGCUGGGGUGCAGUCCUGGAGUAUAGGGGUUUUUUUCCUUCAGCAAAGCUCCCUGGCCCUUGAUCUUUGGAUUAAGUCACUAAUCCAGAGGGGGUACAGCUCAGCAGUAGAGCAUGUGCUUGGUGUGCACAAGGUCCUGGGUUCAAUUCCCAGUGCCUUCGUUAAGGGAAAGAAAGAAAUAAAGGUGGUUUUUAUUUAAAAAAAAAAAAAAAAAGAGAGCGAGAGAUUAAAGUGAUAAGGUGCUCAGUCUAUCCCCCAACCCCUGGACUUUGGGACAGAAGUGGGGAGAGAGGGUUGCUGUGGAGCAAUCCUGGAGUGACGGUUUUGUGGGGGCUCUGUGACUUUGCCCCCAGAAGUACAGCCCAUGACUAGUUCUGAGCUCUGGCCUGGCUGAGCCCAGCUCAGUCCUUACCUCGGUAUUAGCCAAUGCACAGGUGUAAGCAGAAGUGUAGAACUGAAUGCCAGUUCCCUGGGAUUUCUUCUCCUUUCUAAAACCGUCUUUACAUACACUCUUCUGCGUCUCCCCACCACUCGGGGGCUCCUUUCUGCUGGUCAGCCCAGGGCUGUCUUCUCUAGCUCCCAAGUGGGCACAGACCCUCAGUACCUCCUGCAUAUAGACCCCCGCACCCUGUACCAAGGCAUGUAAUGACUAGGGGACUACCAAGCUUCACCUGGCUGGCCUUGAAGAAAACGGACGAAACUUCUUGCAAGGCACCCAGAAGGCUACAAGUUGCAAGAUACAGCACUGAUUGUAAACACUAAAAUUAAAAAAAAAAAAGAGCUAUUUUGUUAUAUUUUGGAACUAAAUGAAGUGCCAAAUUAAGCCCAAGAUUUUUUUAAUGCCUUCUCUGUGGUACCACAUUCUUUUCUGUCUCUUUUCUGCAGGAGGAGGAGGAGGGAGAUGGGUGGGAAGGAAGGUCCCAGGGCACGUGGCUAGUUACCGGGAGCCCCACCCCUCACGGGCAUCUCAGAGACCUGUCUGUGCGAAAGAAUGGCGGUGCAGUGGGUUCUGGUCCCAAAGUCUUUCUAAAGAAGGCAUGUUGUAGCCUUUAACUUUUCUCUCCCUGAUACCCUUCCCUUCAGACAAGAUGUCUCACCUCUCUCCAAAGAAGGCAUUUCCUGGUGAUGGACAGGCAUUCUCCAGAUAGCUCCACAGCAGAGAGAGCUCAUCAGGCAGUCGUUUAAACCUUAGUUCUUCCCAGAGGAUGUCCAUCCCAUUUAUAGGAGGGCAGUGUGAGCGCCUGGAGGAAGUACCCACGUAGCAAGUGAGUCGGGGGCCAGAGAAGAGACACCAGAGGACUGUGGAGGCCUGGCUCAGGCUCACCUCCCUCAUGCUGACUGGCCGAUGGUGACCAUCCCUGGGCACCUCCAAGGGAGCUGCCAGGUUCCCACCCGAGCGGCUCCGCCCAGGGAUGCAGGACUGCCGUGUACAUCUUGAGUGGGACUUCUCUCCACCUUGUUUGCUAAAAAGUUUCCUCCCUCAUUUGGCAAAAGCCAGUGUCAGGAAGAGGGCAGUGGGUUUCUGGGCAGGAAUGUGCGUGCCUGUCCACAGCUCCGGCACCAGCAGGGCGGGUGCCCUUCAUGAGACGAUUCCUUGUCCAGUCCUAACCGCGUUGCAGAUGAGAACUUACAAGAGAGAAUGAUGCGGGUUACAGUUCUUGGGCUUUCCAACAAGAAAUAGUUACAUGGAUGUUGCAAGAUUUCUGAAACAGACGUGCCCGCUAUCAAACUGCAGGAGCACUUGAGUUGAAGUCAGCUGUCGCUGGUGUCACACUAAGCCACACUGAAAGCAGCCCUGGGUUCCGAAUUAGCCGUCACUACUGGAACCCAUUACCGCCUUCAUCAGACUUCACUGGAAAAGGAAAGCGCAGCAUUCACUUGGGAAUGUUUAGAGAAAAGUGGCAAGAACUGUACAUAUGGGAGAGGAUUCCUUGACAAGAGUAGCAAAAUACUGUUAAAAAAAAAAACAUUUCCUCAGGGAAAACUAAAGGGUAUGUGAAAAAAUAGAUCUGGAGGAUCCUAAGACUAGAAAGGCUUCUAUUGUCUCCAGCAUCUUUUCUAGUCAGAACAGUUUUUUUGGUUUUUGGGUUUUUUUAAUGAACAUGAUAUCAUUUCAAGAUAAAUUGACAUGAACUGGACAGUUCUGACUUCUGGGGGUGAGGACGAAUGCUCUGUGAAACAGAGCUGUGUCUUUGUUUCAUAGUCCUGCAUUCUGAGGCUGGCAUCCGAACCACAGCGCAGUCCCUGGUGGGUUUUCGCAGACUCAUGUAAGGCUGUUUCUGAAUGUAAUUAUGAAUCUGACACCUUGGUGUUCCUUUUUAUAAUUAGCCAGUUGGAUGACUGGUUGUUAGUUACACGCAGAAUUCUGUAGGUGAAGGGCGUUAUAAAUGUUCAUUUUGUUUUAAUGGCAUGUUAAGGAGCAAACUUCCAUGGACUUUUGUGGACAAGGUGCUGCUUUUUCACAAGACCCUGUAGAAUUUCUCUCGACCAUGUCAACUGUAGCUUUGACCUGUAUGAACGCAGGGAAGAAUUUGUGCAUACAAAUGAGUGGAAACAGAGCAGGAUUCAUGAAUAUGGAUCAUUUUGGGGAAUGCGCUGGGCACACGGGUCAACUGGAAAACUCAUUUCUCUAAGAAAAUAACCCAACCAGCAGCACACACGCUCUCCCCGUUCCCCAUACCUGUGGGAAUUUCUCCAGAUCGGAACUGCUUCCUUACGUCUUUUGCAUUGUAACUAGUCAAACCAGAAGUCAGUAAAUAAAAUGAGAUUAGCACUUUUAGGUACCAACUGUAUCACUAAGUAACGCGCACCAAUAAAGCAAGAAAGUAUAAAAGGUAUUUAAGGCCAACUGGUUUGCUUAUGGUGACUGACUUUGAAAAAAGCCCAGAUCCAAUGAGAUAUACAUGCUUUAAAAGGUGUAUCUGUCAUAGGACCAGAAACCAAAAUGGGAAUUUUACAUCUGGUCCUGUUUUGUAAAUAGUUCCUUUUUUUUGAAGACAAUCUCAUGUUUUAUAACUUUUCUUGUGAGUCUGAGAAUCACAAUGGUAAUGUGUUGUGUCAAAAUGUAAUCUUAAAUACAAUAAUUAUAACUUAAUUUUCCAAAUAAGACAAGAAAUAUACUGCUUAGGCUUCUGCAGUUCUGAGAAAUGUGACACUUUUAUACUAAGCAUUAGUACUUAACUUCUCGAGUUAACAGAACUGGAAAUAUUUUACAAGAUGCAGUGUUUUGUAAUCACAAAGAACAUGAACAUUUUGUGGGAAAUGACCUUGGUUUUAUACAUUGUAGCUUAUUUUUUAAAAUACAAUAUUUUACCAGACAGGAAGUGUUAACGUUAUAAGCAAUUCCUGCUCUCCAAAGGGCUAUGCCUCUUUUAAGCAAGUGUUUCGAUGCAUAUCUUUUCACUUAACCCUCUGCAGCAAGAGUAGAAAUGCAGAUCCGAUGGAAAGAUUAUUACAAGAGAAUCAAGAUGGCAGCAGCUACUCCUUUUAUCAUUACCAGUGUGUUUUCAAAGUAUUUGGGGGGGGGGAGAUAUUUUAAGAAUCAUCAAGUAUAUUUUAAAUCUUAAAAAUGUCAAUAGAUAUGCUUACUGGCAGUGGGAGAAAUAUACUUGUACAUUCUUUAGUGUAAAAAUGACAAGAUUCUGUCACAAGGACAAGCUUAUUGCUCAGCCUACCAGAAGCACAAAGCUGCAUUUAACUAGCAGGUAUCACUUGAUGGAAAUUUCUAAAAUCAUGGCAUGUGAGCCCAAAGACAGGAUUCUUAGGGGAUCAGUGACAUUUAAAAUAACUUCGUCCUCAGCACUAACUAAAGAACUUUAAUUUCCUUAUCAGAACAAGUGCUUGAUUUUGCACAUGAAGAAUUCACAGACUCGCGAGUCUGAGAUCAGGAAGUCACUGUAUUCCCAAGAGUCGGAAGACAAGGAAGGGCGCUAUGUGGAGAGUUUAUUAACCACACAAACAAUUCGGAGCUUGGCCAAAACCAUUUCAUAAUGCUGUACAGUGUUUUCUAGCCCACUCACUGUUAAAACAAGAAAGCACCUUCUUCUAAGAUUUUAGUAAUUCAGAAGCUAGACUGAUUAGUCAAGUUUGCAGAUAACAUCAAAAAAAAAAAAGCUGGGAUAGAAUGGUUGUACACCCAUUGGGCACCUCCUAUGAGGUGGUCAGAGGGUCACUCAGACUUUGCUUUCAAAUGAGCUUUAGUAUGUGCACAUAUGAGGACUAGAAAUGCACAGAGUUAGGGGAAGAUGUGUACGGCCUCAUCUCUGAGACCAGGCAGUGUGCAAAUCUCUACCUUCAUUCUCUUGGAAUCUCUCUGUUGUUGGCAUUAAAGUUCCCAAGAAGUGUUUACUGCUGCAUGGUUUUGAACCAAACGAGUUUUGCUUCGUAUUUCAAUAGAAGCUUCCUAAUGGUAAAUAGCAGAUGCCUUAGAAAGACCAGGCAGAUACUGUCACUGAAUGAUGCAGAUCAGGCAAAAGAAGGGCACUAGAGAAUAGCAGAGAUUGUGGUGAACCAGAGAACACAUGCCCCUUUGAAGGGGGCCCCAGCUCUAGACAAUCAGAACCAUGCAGAAAUCAGGCCCAGGGCUGCUAGAUCUUCCGACUGGGAAAUAGGAUGUUACCUGAUACUUCAGCUAAAUUCAAAUUCUUGGCCAACACUGUGCAGGCCAAAGAAAACCUGUACAUGGGCGGAUGCAGCCUUUGGCCAUCAGUUUCAACUGCUGGGAACAGCAGAUUUCGCAUUCCAUAGCCAUCAGGUCAAGUUCUUCCAUCAGCCCCACAAACUCACCAUUGGCACUCUCUGGGCAACUAUCAUCCAAGAAGGGAAAGAGGUCAUUUCUUCCCCAGGAAUCCUUCUCAUGGAAGACUUGAAUAUCAAAAGACAAUAUCCUUAAGCUAGCCUUGCCUCUGAUCGAAAUAUACUGAAGUAUUAUCCAGCUCUCACUCUGCCUCCUGGCAUGCCCAGGCCAGGCCCCAAAGCAUUGAAUGACUGUAAUCCUAACUUUCUGACUGUUUUCAUUACCGUGACCACUGUGACGAGGGGCUGGCAAAGAGCCACUGCAGUCUGAUAGCACACGCUGCCUCCUUGUGCCAAAGCCCUUUGCCAGCCCCUCCACACCCCUUCCCACUCCAUCCUGUCCCAUGCAUUUUCAUCCCAGGGUGAAAGUUCCAUUAAGUUUCACCUCCAACAUGGCAAAAUCCGUGCUUCAGAACUGGUAGGUAGGUACUUAGGUAGUUUAGAUUGUCCACUAACCUUAAAAAUGGGGUUUUUCCACAUAGAAAACCUUAACAUCUUUGUCUGAGGUCAAAGACAAAAUGGGAAGAAACGUGUUAUGGAAAAAAAAAUAGAAGUUGCUUCCUUCGUUUGGAUGAACUAAGUUAAGUUUAGCCUGUAUCUUACACCAGAGUCCUGAUGGUGUCGGCAUAAUCACUAAUCCUUUCCCAUAUGUAAUAAAGUAUGUCUCUUUCAGAUACUUGACUUCAUUUGACCUUGCCUAGAGCCCAGUGUAGAAUAAGAAUAUUUAGGGUCACCAUCACCACCUCCAAGGUCAACCUGGUUCAAGUGGUCUUGAACCUGUGAGCCAGCCUUGUUACUGCCUGCAGGGAGGAGGGGAAGAGCUGGCUCAGAACAGUCUCCCAGGAUGACUCUAAACCUGAGAAGACCCAGGGAUCCAUGUUCUCCACCCAUCCUUGCAAUCCAGGUCUUUAGCAUAGAAGUAAAGAGCCCACGCAUUCACAUGGUCAAAUGCAGACUUAAUCACCCCCAAAUUUAUCGCUUUAGGGUACCUACCAUGCCCCUAGUUCCUAAAUUCCAACCAUCUAAGUUGUCAAUUAUAGUUUAUUAGCUACUACAGUGUUCUGAGUGAAAGUUUUGACUCCUUGGAAAAAAGUUAUUUUGCUGUUAACAUUCAGCAUUUGUUAUCCAUGUAAACUUACAUUGAUGCCAAAAAACAAAAAUGUGAAAACAGCUCAGAUUUACGAUUUGUAAUGAUCAAAUUGAAAAGUACUGACCACUCAGGUUGGAAACACUUGGUAAUAUGGUUAAGUCAUGUUUCAGUACAAAUGCAAUUUAAACAGCUUUGGUAGGGCCUGAGAUUUCUGCCAUCAUGAGUGAUUACAAGGUUGACCAGUGCAUGAAUGGAUUUCAUCUUACCCUUCUCCCAUGAGGUCACCAGGCUUCACAUCCUGAGUUUAGGGUAAAGCCUAAAAUUCCCAAGUUCAGUCUUGGAGCUUUCUAGAAGGGGCCUAACCCAUGGUGGCCUGUCACCUACUUCAUUCACGGGCUUUUUGAUAAAUGAUACUUUGAUUCUGUUUCUAAAGCAAUACAACACUGGGGGAGGAGACAGGUGGGCAUUGUCCUCCUCUGCUGGAAAAGAAGCCCGUUUUGUAGUGGUUGGCACCAAUGCUUGACAGUGCCAGGACUUAAAGGGACACAAGCUCUAGGAAACAAGAAAAAGCUGUCAUUCCAAAAGAAAGUUAAGUAUAGAUUUUUAAAGAAGGAGGAGAUUCUGAAUUCAAUGCUUAAACUGUAGUCCUUGGUUUAAAAAAAAAAAUCCUCUCUCAUAUUGAAUGUCAUCCACAUAAUUAACUACCAGCUUCCAAAGAAAAGAUCCCCUUUAUUUGUAUUAUGAAAGUGUUAAAAAUUAAUUCUCAAGUCUCAUUAACUGUUAACAUUUACAUACUUACUAGGAUCAAGUCCCUAAAUUUUUAAUUCAGAAAAUUAACCAGGGGAGCAAGUAGCAAUGCCUGAAAAAGGCAAGAGAGCUGUCAUUAAAGAACAAAAUUUUCAGUUAAAAAAAAAAAAAAGCUGCAGGGGGAGGGUAUAGCUCAGUGGUAGAGUGCCUGCUCAGCAUGCACGAGGUCCUGGGUUCAAUCCCCAGUGCCUCCAUUAAAAAAUAAAUAAAUAAUUACCUCCCUCCAAAAAAAUAAUAAAUUUUUUUAAAUAUAUAUAUAUUUAAAAAAUUUUUUAAGUUGCUCAUCUAUUUUCUUCUGAAUUCUCGGUACAUCUCUGACUGAAGAGGGAAAACCAGCACUCUGGAGAAGAAAUUAAGAGAGAGAAGACAGUCCCCAUUCUGGUUAUUAGUCAUUUUACCGCAACCACCUUGAAUUUGCUAGUGAAAUGUUCCUCUCCCCUCUUUGCCUUCACUUCCCCGAGGAAGAGGCCAUGCUGUUAUUACGUGCGUUUGCUUCCAAAAGCUCUGGAUUGAACACUUUUGCUUCCAUGCUCCUGAUUCCUCCCUGUUAAACUAAGGUCCAAGGGGCUAAGUGUUACUGUGACUGGUAUGUUAGGCUCAGUCGAUGAAGCUACUCCCCCUGUGCUUCAGGGAAAUGUUUCCAUUUAUCUGAAGAGUUUUUGGUCAUCGUUCAGACAGAGUAGUAAGGCAUACAACGGGCCAUACUCCUCACAAAGGAUGCAGUCAGACUCCCUCAUAAAGAAUGGUGAGGCAGGUGUCUAAUCCUUUCACUUUGACUCAAAGCCUCCUUCGCAAGUCCUCUACCCAACCCUUCCCUUCCAGUGCAAAGCCAAUGGAGCGAUGGGGCAGAGGAAGAGGGCUUCACACUUCAUUGCUCCGGGCCCUGACCUCUGCCUAGGGUUACAGAGCAGGAGAAAGCUCAAUUGGCCUUUAUUAGGUGAAAAGGACAUGGCUUCUGCAGGCUAUAAUUGUUUCCACAUUCUAUUUCUGCAAAGAGAAAACUAUUCCAAUCUGCUCAUGUUGUGGAGCAUGUGUCCCUCACCCCGGUGGCGCCCCCUUCCCAUGUUUUGGGCACAGAUGGCCAAGACAGAGAGGAAAGAGGCAGAGCUUUGGAGGCCAGUGGCUCCAGAGUUGGGAUUACCCCUCAGGGAUCUAUAGUGUAGCAUAAUCAUAAACUACCCCUACUCAAGGGGGACCAGAAAAAAAAAAAAAAGGAUGCAUCAAUUUGCAGAUUACAAACCCUUGCUUUGCUUUUUACGCCUUUUCGCCUACACUCUGCUAAUUAGAAAUCAAUGACUGUGACUUGACCAAGCCCUGUGAUGAGAGCAAAGCUUCUUCUUCCAAAGUAUCCCGACUGUUUGGGGAACCUCUGUGAUCACUGGUAGAAAGCUUUAGAAUAUAUUUAGAUUUUAGGGAAGAACUCAAAACCCCCAAAACAUACUUCUUCCAUAACUUAAAUAACUGAAAAUGUCCUGGGUGUAAAAUAAUCCAGGCAUGUGGAUCAUAUAUGUUUUUAAAAAAUGCCAUUAAUCAAUAUUUUCCUACAAUGUGACCUGAAAUUCCUAUUUUUAUAAUUAAUGGUUGGACGAUGGUCAACCAUUGAAACAUAUGCUCUCUGGAAUAACCAGAUACUAGUGUAGUUUCCAAAGUGUUUCGUGUAUCAAAAUCUAUAUACUUGGAGGAAGAACUCAGGAUAAGAAAAAAUCGCUAGGUCCCAAAGGGUUUGUGACUAUCAUCAAAUACCACUGCUGAGUGGCCUGCGGUAAUCUUUUGCAAAUGAGGGGGCCGAGGAGUGAGAGCACCACGGUCAUCACAAAACCUCUGUUGCCCUUAGCCCAUGAUGAGGUUUAAAAACACUCUACUUUUCAAAAUUAAGCCAUCUUUCAAAUUGUUUUCUACACCAAAUCUAACAUGUUAAGACAAAACUAUAAAAUGGCUUAAAUGGGGUAUUUAUUGGAAAUGCUGUCAGUAGAAAACGUUGCUUUUUAGUGCCUGCCAAGGAAGUAAAGAGAAAGACAGACAAGAAACAGCUCUUCCUGUACAAUGUUAGUGUUAACUGACAGGCGUUCACUUGGAAUUAGGCACCAAUUCAAAAGCAAUGUGACAAUGCUCUCCAAUUUUUAGAGAUCUUUCAAAAUACAACGUUACCACCAUUUGGAGGUAAGUACUUGCUUACAAAAGUCUUUAAUAUCAGUGAAUGAAUGUAAAAAAUUACCAACUAUGCAUUUUCAAAGAAUAACGAGUAUUUUGUAUCAAAUCCAAGUCAAAUUUUUUCCCUAGAGAAUAACCACAACCACAAAUUAUUCAAAACAGACCUGAAUGCCUGUCAUGAUGGGGAUGUAGAACUUCCAUCUGCAUACUUCUAGCUGACAUUUCUAAAGACAGUACAUUGAAACUUCAGGCUCUAAAUAAAUUCAGCCACUAAGGUGAACAGAUGAGAAAUGGUUUAUAGUUUAAGUGUACUUCUUCAGCAGAAAUGGAAACUGUUGGCUGUUACAAAAUGUGCCCAGUUUUUUUAGAGGUGGAUGUUCUAGUGACACUGGAUUAGCAAGUGAAAAAAACUGCAUGAAUUAGUGAAUACUGCCUUGGAUAAAUAUAGCAUAGGUUGUGUCUAUCGUGUUUAAUUCUCAAUCUAAGGAAAAAGCUAUUCUCCAAAGGGGUUGGAUUAUAUAGUUUCAAAGGACAAAGUAUAAAAAUAGUGUCCAGCAAAGCAAAACCAUUGAUCAUCUUUUUUUUUUUCAAAAUUACACAGAGAGCAUUACUUAUAUUUUUUGGAAAGUCCAUAUAGGAUAUACACACAUUUCUUCAGCCAUCAUGUUGAUUUUGUGUUUCCAUGAAACCCUUUUCCCUAAUAAUUUAUCUGCUCCUUAAUCAGCACUUUCCUACGUUAUUCGGCAUGGAAAAAAAAAUUUCUUUCCUUCAUCUGACGAUGUUAAAACAAAGAACUCUGUCUCUCUGCCAUCGCGGUUCUCUUCUAUGUCCAUUGAGAAAGUUUCUCAACUGUGUGUAUGUAAAAUACGGAAAAACACACUUCUCAACCUGGUUACUUGUGGUUAUACUGGAUAUGUUUGCUACCUAUUUAGAAGUUAUUAGGGUCGGGGAUGUGUCUUUUUCUAGGAUUUUUAGCCAAAUUCAGAUGUUCUGAUACUACAUUUCUGAAAACCUAUCCGACUGUAAAUACACAGCCUGUGGGGGGUUCAGGUUAAUAAACCUUUUCCGUGACUGUUCCUCAGCCAUCCUCCUCGCCAGCUUUGGGCACCUUGUACAUAGAUUUGUCAAAUGUUUAAAUGAUGUUGUUUUUCUAAAUGCUGUUCUCUGAAACAACUUUUUGAAUGUGCUUAGUUUCCAUUGUUUGGGACUUUGUGUGUUGGUUUCAAAACAAAACAAAACAAAAAAAUGUUUCCUAAAUAUAUAACACCAGGAAAAAUAUUUCAGAUAAACUGGUGCUAACUGAAAUAGAAGAAAAAUUUCAGAUGGAAGAUUUACCAUAUAAAAUGUUCACACCAGUUAAACUGAACUGCACUUUCCCAAGGGGACAGCUGGCAUCUACCUGCAAUGGACAUCAGGAGGGCCACAGAACGUUUACAGUUUCUGUGGCCCAUUUAAGGGUAAAAUAUAGAAACGGUGCUGUCCCCCCAGAGUUGAGGGUUUGCUGCAUUGGUCCGAUGGAAGCAUUUACGUAGAAGUAAAGGUCUAGAGUAAGAAUCACUUUAGUAAUAGUCUUCUGGUCUUUGGACUUUCAUGUUCUGUAAUGCUUAGCUGUAACAGUGGAUAUGGUGUUGCCAAUCUAGUCUGACGUCCUCGUUGACCUGUGUUUACUGCGUGUAUGUUUCUACCUUGGGGUGCACUGGCACGUGCCGAGCCAGAACACUGGACUUUCAGGAAGACCAUUCUGACUUCUGCGGUGUCCACACACAUGCAUUUAAAUGCAUUUGUAAGUGGUUAAUUACCAUGAAGUCUAACUUCCACUUAAUAAAAGUUUUUGUGUAUCUGCUUCUA